GCUUGUUUUUUUCUUAGGGGAAAUGAGACGGUGGUUUGUAAGUGGGCGGCACCGCACCGCACCGCACCGCCCCGCCCGCCACCACCGCAGGAGGAGCCGAGCUUUCGGUGUGUGUGUGGGGUGAUGGAGCCUUGUCGCGGUCCAGCGGCUGGUUUCGUUGGGGUUCCUCCGCGCCUGCUCGCUCCAACUUCCAUGGUGGCCGGCUGAAGCCUGACAGCGGCGGGCGGUGUGGAGGAGCGAGCGAAGGCCACGGCGAGGAGGAGGAGGAGGCGGAGGCGGAGAUGGUGGUGUGCUCCAUGCGCAAGUCGUUCAAGGACUCGCUCAAGGUGCUCGAGGCCGACAUCCAGCACGCCAACACCCUGGCAGCGGAUUUCUCGAGGGACUACGAUGGGGCCUGCCUCCAGAUGCGGAUGUCCUACAGCCCCGCCGCGCAGUUCUUCCUCUUCCUCGUGCAGUGGACCGACUGCAGCCUCGCCGGCGCGCUUGGGCUGCUCAGGAUCCUAAUCUACAAGGUUUAUGUGGAUGGGAGUACCACUUUGUCCACACAUGAGAGGAAAGCAAGCAUCAGAGAAUUUUAUGCUGUUAUAUUUCCCUCCCUCAUGCAACUGCCCAAGGGGAUCAGCGACGUCGACGACCGGAGGCAGAAGGCGGUCUGUAUAGAGAGAUACAGAAGGACAGACGAGGACGAGAGCAAGAGGCCGGUUUCUGAGAUUGAUGUCGAGAGGGAGGAGGAAUGUGGCAUUUGCAUGGAGAUGAAUAGCAAGGUGGUGCUGCCCAGCUGCAGCCAUGCUAUGUGCAUGAAGUGCUACCGCCAAUGGCGCUCAAGAUCCCAGUCCUGCCCCUUCUGUCGGGACAGCCUCAAGCGAGUAAAUUCCGGUGACCUGUGGAUGUUCACUGACUGCCGAGACGUAGUUGACAUGGCAACGGUGACCAGAGAGAACAUCAGGCGCCUGUUUAUGUAUAUCGACAAGCUGCCUCUGGUCACGCCGGAAAACAUCUUCUACGCCUAUGAUUCUCAUAGGAUGUUCCUCGUCCUAGGAUGUGGCUAAUCUUGGAGCUGCCUGUGGACUUUUACAGGAGACUUUGAGAGCUCUGACUGGGUGUAGAGUCUGUUCAGUUUUUUGUAAAUGUGUUGUACAUAUUUAUGAUGCAAUGAAAAUCUUUAGGGAAAAA
Messenger RNA from Panicum hallii, 1173 nucleotides. Its product is annotated as E3 ubiquitin-protein ligase AIRP2-like. The record is from RefSeq and is a predicted model, not a curated record. Bases 282 to 1049 code for a protein of 255 amino acids. Gene Ontology annotation, biological process: protein ubiquitination. Lineage: Eukaryota; Viridiplantae; Streptophyta; Magnoliopsida; Poales; Poaceae. Gene Ontology annotation, molecular function: ubiquitin protein ligase activity. The transcript is spliced from 6 exons.